AUGGAUAGAAAUACUAACGAAGGGAAGGCGGCCAUGUUGACUAAGAAUAAGUUCCCGGUCGGCCUUAGGGUUUUGCUGGUGGAUGAUGACCGGACAUGUCUCCAAGUAUGGGGAAGAAUGCUUCAGGCUUGUGGUUAUGAAGUUACCAAAUGCGUGAGAGCGGAGGAAGCUUUGUUUAUGCUUCGUACCUACAGGAGCAGAUUUGAUAUUCUUAUAUGUGACCUACAUAUGCCUGGAAUGGAUGGAUUUAAGCUUCUUCAAAUCGUUGGAUUAGAGAUGGCAGAUUUGCCUGUUAUAGUGAUAUCAUCGGAUGAUGAUUAUAACACAAUUCAGAAGGGUAUUAUCAAUGGCGCUUGCGAUUAUCUGGUGAAGCCUAUCCCAAUGGAAGCUCUAAAAAUGGUGUGGAAAUAUGUGUUUUGCAAGAGAAGAAAUAAGUUGGAUGAAGUUCAGCAGCUAUGGAAUGUGGGACAGUACGGUGAAGUGCAUUUCAGGCCAUAUAUAUAUAGAGAUCAACACAAUAUAUUCCCCAUAAAUAUUGAAGGUAUUAAAAGAUUAAAAAGGGAAACAGAUGGUGAAGAUCAUGAAUGCAAGGCCUCUGGAGAUCAUGAUGAUCAUGUGGUUGGAGCAAAAAAAUCACGGAUGAUUUGGACACCGGAUCUUCAUCAAAAGUUUGUCGCAACUGUGAAUGAACUUGGCCUCAAAAGGGCUGUUCCCAAGAAAAUUUUGGAAUGUAUGCAAGCUAUGGGCGUCCCAAACCUUACAAGAGAAAAGGUUGCCAGCCAUCUUCAGAAAUACCGUUUAUAUCUCCAAAAACAAAAAGAUGAUGCACGGCAAAAAACUGAACAUUUGGCACCACUUAGGCCUCCUCAAGAAGUUCCUCCACAUCCACAGGUGAAUUUACUCAAUGAAUUCCUGAAGAACACAUAUCCAAAUCAGCAAGAUUUGUUAACACAACUACAACGAGCUCGAACAGUAAGGAGCAUGAUCAGAAGCUCGCAACUUAGCAUAGUAACUCGAGGCUUUCAGAAUUUACCAGUGCCUGUUGAAGCCUACCAGAACAAGUCUUUGACAACCCAGAUGGCUGAUCAUGAUCAAACACCAACGUCCGAGCAGAUAUGGAAUGAGAUCAAGGGAGAUCAAGGAAGGUCAACAAAUUUAAAUGCCAAUAAAAUUCAUGGUCAUGAUCAGGUCUUGGAUGAAAAAGUAGUGGAAAUCGAUGGCUCAACAUGCAACCCAAAAUCUGAAUUCUCGGGGAGUAUGCUUCAUGAUGCUCCUCUUCGCGAUACUUCUGGAGAUUUCAGUCUCUUCUUCAAAAAUAAUCCUCUUCGGAGAUCUUCUGGAGAUUGUGGAUUACUCUUAAAUGAAUAUACUCUUUUUCGGGAUAAUUCUGAAGAUUAUAGUUCCCUCUGGAAUGAGAUUUGCACUCCUUCCCAAGGAUAA
This is a messenger RNA of Alnus glutinosa, 1440 nucleotides long. Its product is annotated as two-component response regulator ARR2-like. Gene Ontology annotation, molecular function: DNA binding. Gene Ontology annotation, biological process: cytokinin-activated signaling pathway; phosphorelay signal transduction system. The transcript is spliced from 5 exons. NCBI's taxonomy places the organism in Eukaryota, Viridiplantae, Streptophyta, Magnoliopsida, Fagales, Betulaceae. The coding region runs from base 1 to 1440 and encodes 479 amino acids. The record is from RefSeq and is a predicted model, not a curated record.